CUUAGGACAACAUGAUGAUUCAAUUUCCGUCCGUCUUUUUUCCCCGAGGAACGAUUCCUGUAACCCAGAGUGGCCAACAGAGGGUGUAGGACAUCCCCCACAUUGCCCACUUUCUGCAAUUUUAUGCUGGAUGUGGCAGGCGUCUUGGAGGCUAAUACUGUGACUCGCUGUCAAAUUCCUGGGCUGGACAACCCAGCUGGUAAUAAGCCUAUGGUAUUUUGUACAAGAUGGCGGUGUCGGGAGCGGAAAAGGACGGAAUAAAUACUGAAGAUGAAAAUUUGAACAAUUCAUUAUACAACCCCGGUCUAAUCUCUCCCGAUAUAGAGGAGGACAUAACACGACUACUGACUGUCCCUUUUAGCGGUCGCAUAAGAGGAGGGAUGAGGCCGGGCAAGAAGAUCAUCGUGAUGGGGAUUGUGGAUGCUGAGCCGGAAAGCUUUGACAUAAGCCUGACCUGCGGCCGAGGCACGGCGGAGGAGCCGCCUGCCGACGUGGCUCUGGAGCUCAGCGCCCUGUUCGCACACCGCCAGUUCCUGCGCAAGGCCUGCGUCUCUGGAACUUGGGGCGCGGUGGAGGACUGCAUUCCCUACUUCCCGUUCAUCCAGGACCAACCCUUUAGGAUCGAAAUUCACUGUGAGCACCAGAGGUUCCGGAUAUUUGUGGACGGACAUCAGCUGUUUGACUUUUAUCACAAGGUGCCAUCCCUGCCAGCCAUUGACACGAUAAGGAUAAGCGGAAGUCUGCAGAUCACAAAGCUGGGUUAGGCCCACCUUUCGGGAACUCGUGGAGGGAGGGGUGACCGGAGCGCCCCCGCCUCACGGAGUGGGCCCGUAACACCUGUCUCAGCAUCACCCUGCACUUCCACUACCGGUCACAUCGGCCCGUGAUGAAGUCCACCGCCGGACGUUCACACGAGUACCACCAGCUCGUUACUGUCAUUUACACGGCGUGUGGAUGAAUGAGCGCAAGGUGUGAUUGAGUGUUUCGGAUGUGAAGUAUGCGUUUAACUGUAGCUGCCAGAGCAGGGCCUAUCGCAGUAUAACCCGCAGAACACUCUGGAAUAACAUUGCUUUGCGCUAUGGUGGUGCCCGUGGAAAACACUACAAAACUAACAGAGUCAGCAUUUUUGUUCAAAUUAAACAAUAGGCUCUCAGGAAUAGAAUAUAUCCAGGUGUAUUUAUUUGAAAUAUGUAUACUGAUGAAGUACACAAAGGCAGUGGAGAGUAGAAGGUAGUAUAGGCAGGGCUGUGUUUAGUGAUUAGCCGUAGCAAACUCAAAACGCAUGGGAGGGCACAAAGGGCUAUUUUUAAAAAAUGUUCAGUUUGAUCUAAAGAGCAUGUACAUAUUGAGAGACUGCCCUUGUAAAGCUGAUACUUCUACUAAAGUCCUUCAGCCAAACUCAUCCUCUGAUUUUCUAUGACAACUCUAGGUGCCUUUAAAAGGAAGAAGCACUGGUCUAUGAACACAUCCUCAGUUGUACUUGUUGAAAUCUAAAAAUGUCUCAGUUCCGUUUAAACAUUGACAGUAAGGACUGGGUUGCAAUAUGUAAAUAAUUUUUUUUACUCUUUAAAUGAGCAACCACAAGCAGAAGCUGUUUUAUAUUUCUCAGCUCUGAGGAGAAAUUGCAACAACUAAAUAAUUGAAAUUGAAAGUGAAUCUAACAUAUUGGGUAUCCUUGGCCGUUGAUUAAAAAAGUACUCUAGCAUUGAGUGUAGGGCUCUUAGAUGUGCUGUAGGUAUACAUAACAGCCGUAACAGUCUUUCUGACACUAAUGCUACCAUUAGCAUUGUACUGUUAUAAUAGGCAGUGAUGAGAAAUGGGGCUGAAUUAUUUAUACAUUUUUUUACCGAAUGUACUCUCUGGAUUUAAUUUUUAUUAAGGAUGUGAAAAUGUCCCGCGCUUUCAUCUUUUUUAAAAGUGAAUAUUAAGAGGUCCCCCUGGUUUUGCUUUCGCCAUGGUUUCUCCCAGACUUUGAGGAUUUUUGCUGCAUUAUUCAUGGUCUCUGUCCCACUGGCACAGCGCUCUACGGCACCUCCUCUCCCGCACCUCCUCUCCCGCUGCGCUCCAGCUCCCUCCCUCCCCGGAGCUUCCUGCUGAAGAGGCUUUUGUGUGCGUCCCGUAAAUCCGACGCGGCCUGCGGUACUUUUGCUGACGCAGCUCGGUGGACGUUGUCUGGCAGAGAGCAGCACCGUGAGGUCCUCUCCCCAGAAAUUCACACUUAAACCAACCGGCGAAGAGCCUUUUGCAGCUUCAAGCAAGGAGUAAAUCCACUAUUCUGAUUUUAAUACGUACACUUUUAUCAGAAGGGAAGUACCUCUGACGAAGGGAACGAGGUGCUUGAUAGUGGAGUUCUGGUGCUAUCUUUCACUGUGUGUGUCUCAGUUACUAUGUAGGGGAUUGUGUUUUUGUUGGUCGGCGGUUGUUUGUUGUCGCUCUCCGUGUCAUUUUCAUGAGGAAAAAGUGUGCACACCAGAACCAUGAAAAUGCCAUGGCAGGUCAAGCACUUCCGUUUCCCUGAUCAUAAUCCCCCCCCCCCAUCCCCCAUCUCUCUCUGAUACCACAGUGGAGACAAGAAAACAUUUGUCAAGCGUACUGAUGACCUAUUGUUCCAUGAAGCCGUUGCGUUGUAGCGAAGCUCUCCACCAUCAUCUGCUUCUGUUGAGUCACCGUGCUGCGCUGUGCUUUCUGCACAUAUAACAGUCCUUUUAAGAAAUGAUAAUAGAGAGACUAUCGAGCCAUAUAAAAUAAUUGUUGCUGUUGCUGUUUUUUUCCAGUCUCUGAGUAGUCCGGUCUCUGUGGCUGCCUACAUUCCAAGCUCUGUCCUUCACACAGAAAGGGUAGUGGAAAUACAAUGGGUGUGUCUUGUCUUGUGCCAUACGUUUAGUGUAAAAAGGCUAGUUGUUUGUUGCUGUAUAGUAUUAGGAACUGUCCUCAAGCUCAUCACAGUUUGUUUUGUGUAAUUAUGCUCCCUUUGAAUGUGUGCAGCUGUACUGUUGGGUAUUGGAUUUCAGGAAAACCUGAUAACGUAGAGUAUGGCAAUAAUAUGUGUUUUGAUUGUUCAUCUGGAUGGGGAAAUUAUGAUUGAGCACACAGCGCAUACAUGUACUUGUUAAUUGCAAGUUACCGUGCAGAUAUGGAAGAUGCUUCUUUUUGUUAUGUUUGUUUGAAUCUGCAAAGAUUGCUUACUGCAUUAGCAGCAAUAAGUCAGCAAUAAGCUCCAAUAUAAAGGGCACGCCAUUGGUUUUUUAAAAUUGCGUAUUAAUGGGUCUGAUUGGAGUGGGAACCAGAGUUUCUGUUCAUCACAAAAGUGGACCAGUUUACCGGCUGCAUGGAUUACAUGGAGUUGACUGGGACCAAAAGGGUGCAUCUCAACAAUAGUGUUUUUGUGUGAGGAACAUAGGGUUUUAUCAUUUGCUUUGCAUUCAAUGCAGAGCUGGGCAUGUCGAGGUUCUGCUGCCCCAGGACAGUGUUCAGCUGUCUGCACAAGCCGAAGCAGGGGUGUGGUAAAAUGGGGCUUGCUGUUCAGGGUUUCUGAUAAGCAAAUGUUGUUAAUUUAUGUUUGUAAAAAUGACCACUGUAAUUGAGAGACAUUGUGCUGCACUUAAUAUUUUGGGAAAUUAAUUGGUAUUGAUAGAUAUAGCUAUUUUAUGUACUUAUGCCAAUUAAGCUUGAGCUUGCUUGAACUAAUACCAGUGUUUACAUGAUCCUUCAUGAAAUAAAUUUGCUGGAUUUAAAACUAUUGUUCUCACACACAGUUCUACAUGAAUAUAAUUCAACACACUUGGUUUAAAGUAUGAUGAUUUGCAAGCCAUUUCUAAAAAUAACCCCCAAAACCUUAAAGUUUUACUUGCAAAUGCCAAUGGUUGUCCACUGCAGCCAUUGCAUAUUUAUGCAAGUUAUACAUCAUUAACUAUAUUGGCUGUCAAUUAAUGAAUUUCUUUGUAUGUUUCCUAUGUGCUUUCAAAACAGAGCAUUGAAAAACCUACCAAAAAUAGCCUGAUGCAAUACCUUCUUCUGGUGCAGUGUUGCUGUACUUGUUGCUGCAACUCUGGGAUUAUCUGUGUUUCAUCACUCUUGGACUGAAUCCUUUUUGUGAUAGAGCUCUCAUCUUCAGUAAGACAUAUUAAGAUCAUUUUUCAGCUUUACUAAAACAUUUUCAGCACUGCACUAUUUGCAUUACAAAGAGGCCUUGGACACAAAUUGGAAUAGAUUCAAAAUGAAUGUCACUGCUCCUGAUUGUAACCAAGUGUUCAUGCAACCAGUAUUCCUGCCAUCUGAAUUGAUGUACGUAUUGCCGAAACAAGGCCUGUUUUUGCAAGUUUGCAAGCUGUAGUUAAGGUGAAGUGUGGUAGAAACUAUAUUUCCCUUCAUCAGUUAUUCUAUUGCAGUGGUACUAUUUUCCCUACAGGAUUUAACUGCAUUGAGAACAUCAAAAUCAAGUCCUGGUGUGGAUUAGCCUGGUGUCAAAUGUGGAUUAUUAAUUUAUUUUCCCAUUAAAAUGGUGUGGGUAUUCGGAUUAACGAUUGUUAUGAUAUUGUGAAAGUAAUGUUUGUGUAUGUAAUCAAGUUUAUUUUUAAUUUAUAAAUUUGAGGUCUGUUACGAAAGACAGCUUGAUUUGAGAUUAUAUUACAAGUACAAUAUGAGCAUGUACAAUUUAAAGAACUCUUCAUUCUUACCAAAUUGUUCACCAAUUGACUUAGUAAAUAAAAAUGCACUUUCCAACAUAAGCUAAGAAUAUAGCAUGAAAAGAUGAUUGCGUUACCAAAUGACCAUUGUUACAUAUUCUGUUUAAAAGAAGACAUCCCAGGGAGGUUUGUAUUUGUCUUUGUUUUUUCUUCCUGGUCUUAUACUGUUUAUCUGCUCCAUCAUUGACUCAUUUGACCAGAUGCUUUACUGAAAUAAACGACUGUGCUUUCUAUACAGAAUGUGUGUACAGGAAAUGGGCUGUUUCUGUUAAUUUAUGAAAUGACUAGCCUUCUUAGAGGUGCUAUGAUACUUUUUCCCUUUUCAAUCUCACGAUAUGGUCUUAAUUCCUAACAUAGGAAAAUUUGUAUUUGUUAGCUUUUUUAAAUAUGUUAUUCUGGUGCUUGUGUCAUUCCAUUAUUACAUUUUUAUUGUGCUUUUUAAAAUAACUUACAAAUAAACUUGCUCUGUGAA
Molecule: messenger RNA, 5157 nt
Organism: Conger conger (European conger)
Lineage: Eukaryota; Metazoa; Chordata; Actinopteri; Anguilliformes; Congridae
Product: galectin-related protein-like
Exons: 5
Coding region: 228-764 (178 amino acids)
Molecular function (GO): carbohydrate binding
Source: RefSeq, a predicted model, not a curated record